This is a messenger RNA of Pseudopipra pipra, 1020 nucleotides long. RefSeq names its product basic salivary proline-rich protein 2-like. The coding region runs from base 1 to 1020 and encodes 339 amino acids. The transcript has a single exon. NCBI's taxonomy places the organism in Eukaryota, Metazoa, Chordata, Aves, Passeriformes, Pipridae. The record is from RefSeq and is a predicted model, not a curated record.
AUGCCCGGGGAUCCCCCCGGCCCGGGGGCGUCGCGGGCGAGGGAAGCCCCGGUGCUUCCCCGGGGGAAGCUCCGCUCGGCGCGGCGCUGCCGCCCCCCCCCCGCCGCCUCUCGCCCCGCCGGGGGUCCCGGUGCGGACUCACCUGCCUGUGCAGCCCCGGUGGCGGAGCGGCCCCGCGCCCCGGGCCGGAGCGGCCGCGCCCCGCGCAGCGCGGCGGGCCCGGAGCCGGCGGCGGCGGCGGGGCCGGUGGGCGGGAUCCUCCGCCCGGGCCUCCCCGGGGCUCCCCGCCCCCGGCCCGCCCCGCCGGGGGGGCCGUGCAGCGCCGAGCACCCCCGGCCCCGCGCCCGGAGCCAUCACAGCUCCUCGCCCCGAGGGAGAGGAGCUGCCCCGGGUCCUCAGACCGGGAGGGGCGGGGGACACACCAGGAGACCCAGCGAGGAGCUGCCGGGACCCCCGAGCCCGGGGCAGCCGGUGUCAGAGGCUCUGGGGGUGCUUCACGCCCCCCGCCCUGCCGCGUCCCCCCAAACCUCAGUGGGAGACCCCUCGACCCCGACCGGCCCCCCCCCCGAGCGCUCCGCGCCCCCAGCGCUGCCCUCGCUUCCCCCCUGGACCUUCCCGCCCCCUCCCCAGCUCCUCGGAGGGAGCAAGACCCCCCCCAGUCCCACCCCGACGGGGUCACCGUGCCCCCCCGCCCGGCACCGGCAUCGCUUACUCGGGGAAACCCGACCUGCGGCGGCGGCACCGGGGGGGGCGGGAGCCGGGGGGGGGCCGGAGCGAGUCCCCAGCCCAGCCCUGGACUGCCCGGGCCGAGGGUCGCUGGGCUGGGCCGGGGCUCGGGGUCCCGCCGCCCCGGGGCACCGGCGGGGCCUGCUCAGGACCAUGGAGAGCGGCCGCCGUUACCGGGCCCCGGGGCCGCCGGCCGGGACGCGGCUGCCCCGGCCCCGAGCACUGACGUUCUCCCGCUGCUCCGGGAGUAUAAACCAGUUAGGAGGCGCCUGGCCUGGAUCUCGGCUCAAUUAG